GUGGAUUCCUUGGAGGCAGGUGCCAAUCUUAAUGAUAUCAUUCCUAAUAAACAUCCUAAACAUCACAGGGACUGUUAGCAUAUCUUGUUUCUAACCAGUAUUUGCUGCUCAAGUUGUUCAUAGCCCCCUCUCUGCUUCUACAGUUUAAUGUUCUAUGUGUGUUCCUAACACGCAUAGAACUCAAAGGUGAAAGAGACUCAAAGACUCAAAGGUGAAAGAGGCCUUAAUCAUUCAAUGUCGUUAUCUUCUUCAACUAAAGAUACUGAGCCAAGAGCAGUCAGCCAAUUUCCCCAACAAAUGCUGGGUCAAGAACUAUUUCUGGCCUUCAUAUCUCUCUCUCUCUCUCUCUCUCUCUCUCUCUCUGUGUGUGUGUGUGUGUGUGUGUGUGUGUGUGUGUGUGUGUGUGUAGGAGAGCAAAGGACAGCUUGCUAAAGCUGGUUCCCUCCUUCUACCAAUGUGGGUCCCAGGGAUCAGACUCACUCCUCAGACUUGGCAGCAAGCUUCUUCACCCAAUGGGUCACCCCAGAUUGAAUUUAUGACACAAUUUGUACCACAUUAAUCCUUCAGCUGUGCUCACAUGGGAUGAUCAUCAUCUAAAAUUAUUUGUUUCAAUUUUCAUUUUUUGGAGUGCAUGAGCUAGAAAGACAUUGGAGUAUCCUGUUAAGUUUGUGGUCUUUUAACUUACCUCAUAACUAAAUAUUGAUUAAACUGUUAUUUGGGGAUGGAAGUAUGACUCAGUAGUACAUAGUGGUUACAUGCUUGCUUAUGUGGGGUCUGGGUUUAGUUGAAAGGUUUUGUUUCUACUUCAAGUGGAAGGGUUUAGAGCUGGAAGGUUUUACCUAGUUGUAUUCUCAACUUUAAGUUUUAAUAAUUUGUGAGUUUUAUAGAGGUCUUCAAACAUAAGCUUUACUUUGUUUCUAGGUUUCCUCAUUCUUUAUAUGGGCUUCAUCACUUGUAAUCCCUUCCGACAGCUGUGGUUAGCUCGCUAAUAACAGAGGAAUAUCAGCAAGGAGACAAUGGCAAAUCUACAAAUGAAAGAGGCAGCCCUUGUCUAUCUUGACAGAAGUGGGGGCCUUCAAAAGUUUAUGGAUGACUGCAAGUCCUACAAUGAUUCAAAACAAAGUUAUGCUGUUUAUCGGUUCAGUGUUUUAGUAAACCCCUCUGAUGUUGUCGAAUUAGAUGCUGAGCUUGGAAAUCACAUUUUACACCAUCCCUUAAAAGCUGCUCAAGUUUUUCAAUCAGUCUGCUUCGUUGCUGUCAAGACUCUCUCCUUAAUUGGACAGUUACAGACUGAAACUCAAAUCAGUAUUGUGCUGAAGUUAACACACUUACCAGCCCUGCCGAGUUAUAGUCUUGACCUUUGUGAGUUUCCACUUAGUUAUACAUCUCGGAGAUUUUAUACGAUGCAAGGAAUUGUGAUUGCAAUGACAACUGUAACCAAGUACACACAAGGUGCAAGAUUCCUCUGCUCAGAUGAAGUCUGCCCUCUUUCCAAAGGAUUUCAGUAUAUAAGAGUCCAUGUGCCUGGUGCUACGGAAUCUGCAACAGUAAGAAAUGACUUUCUGUGCCGUCUGUGCGCUUCUUCCCUUCAAGAAGACAGAAAAUUUAGAGUGCUUGGUGAUAAACAGAUAGUUGAAAUCAUUACCACAAAAGCGCUUCAUGCUUUUCAAGGAGAUUGUAAAAAACAGCCAUUUAGGUAUCAGUCACUUAGUAUUUUUCUAAGAGUUAGCUUGAGAUGUUCAAUGCUUGUGUUCAGGUGUGAGAGGGGAAUUAAGGGAGAGAAGGGUCUCUCACAGAAUGCUGUGCUCAUCCAGUGUGCUAGCCUGGCCUCUGAGCUCCAGGAAUUACCUGCCUCCCCACUAGACCACUUAGCACUGAGGUUGCAGAAUUUCUGUCAUUUUUAUUUUCUUUCAGUUCCUUCGGGAAUUAGUGACAACUUUAGGUGUCUCCUGUCCUUGACUUCUGCUUCAUGUUGGAAAUUCACGGCAGUACUUGCCAAUGUCUUUGCAUCACAGAUCAUUCCUCCUGGGACUUACAAUUUGCUCAAACUCUGUUUGCUGAUGAGUCUAGUACAGACAAGCAAUGGCAACAGGGACCCACAAGACUGCCUGGAUAUUUUAAUUAUAACCAGUGACACUCUGCUUGUAGAUAGACUUUUGAAUUAUAGCAUGAAUCUUGUCUCCCGUGGUAUACGUCACCCUGUCUCUACUGAAGUUUUUCCUACUGUGUCUAGAAAUAAAUAUGGAACUGGAGCAGUGAGCAUUCAAGCCGGCAGUGCUCUGCUAGCUAAGGGUGGGGUCUGCUUCAUAGGAGACCUUACAUCACAUAAGAAAGACAAACUCGAACAGCUUCAGUCAGUUUUGGAGAGCAGAAGCAUCACAGUCUUCAUCCCAGGAAAGAAGUUUGGGGAUGAUAUCGACCAGCAGAUGACUUUCCCUGUUCAGUGCAGUUUUUGGUCUUUUGUUGAUAUGGAUUCAUCUUCAAGGAGAACUGUGCAGAAAACCAGUGCUCUGAUUGGCCAGAUGGAUUGCAGUUUGAUUCCGGCUAAUCUUGUGGAGGCCUUUGGAUUGUUGAUUAACUGCAAUGAAUCAUCUCCUUGCCACCCACUUCUUCCUACUGUGCAGCAUACUUUAAAGAAAGCUAUGGAGCCCGAGGGGUUGCUUUAUUUAGCUUCUCAAGAGUUCACAACUGAAGAUUUUCAAAAGCUCCUGGCUUUUGCACAGAAUUUGAAUAUAGAAUUCAGCUUAGAGGCAGAAAGAAUGAUUCACGGCUAUUAUCUAGCAAGUCGCAGAAUCAGAGCAGACUCUAUACACGGAUCGAAGCUGUCAGCAUCUGCAUUAAAAUACUUAGUUUCUUUAUCUGAAGCUCAUGCUCGACUGAACUUAAGGAAUAAAGUACUCAAGGAGGAUGUGCUGAUCGCAGCCUUAUUGUUUGAAAUGUCUCUCACGCUGAAAUAUGGGGCCAGUGCAUUCUGUGUUGCUCCCAAUGCAUUGUUUCCAUUUGAACUGUAUAAUGAAGAGUAUUUAGAGCAGAGAGACCUCUACCUGACUCAGUGCCAGCAGCAGCUCCAGCAGUUUAUCGCUACAUGCGGACCUGGGACAGCUCUCUUUUCUACUGACGAAUAAAGCAAUCUGAGAGAAGGGUUUCUUCUCAUGCCUGUCAGCCUUGGCUAACUGUGUGAGUGACUCUGGAGUCAUGCUCAGCUGGGUAUGGUCUUGAGGUAUCUAGUAGAAUGCCAUUCAGAGUACAAAAUGUGGCCCCUCCAUAACUAACAAAUGAUCCAAAUAUCCAAAACCAACAGAAGUUUUUUUUAAUUUGCACAUUAAAUUACCAGAGUCACAUCAGUACUUCCUGGUUACCCUAGUUGUAUCAAAGAUACACACACAGUAGGGAACAUAGAUAGCAGUGUGAAAAAAGGUCCCAUCCACUCCAUCAGUACAUACCAUGCUUAACUUACACAAUUGAUGAGUUCAAAUCACAAUUUUUAUAAUCCAGUGCCUAAUGUAAAGCCUUUUGAUAGUUUAUCAAGGGCAUUAUGGAUAUAUUGCUUUAUAAGCUCAAGUAUGAAGUCAAGGAAAGAUGUGGACUUCUUACAUAUACCCUUUAUACAACCAGUGACUGGAAAGACCUCCUGGGGGCCAAUGGUCUUCCUGCCUCCAAUUAGCUGGUCUACAGGGUCCUACAGUGCCUGACUUUUGUAUUACGAAGUAUUGGCUCUGAUGAGCAGGUUAACGACAGCACAUACAAGUCCUGUUUGUGCUUUUUCAUGUGAAAGGUAAACCAACCAACCCCCUUAACACACACAGAGUACCUCUCACAACCAAAGUCUAGCAUUAGGAAUAACCCCUUCCUCCCCUCCCCGUAACAAACCCAGGGCCUUGUGCCAGUUAAGCAACCACUUCCUCAGCCCUUAAUACAAAGGCUUUUAAAUGCCCCAAGUCAUCAGAAUGUUGAUGUGUUCUUAUGCUAUUUACUAAACCCAGGAACUCAAGAGGCUAAAAAUUUAAGUCUUCACUUGAAAUUGGUUCAGACUUGUCAAGUGACUUCCUACAGUGUACCCCAGCUACCGUACCAGAGAGACUGCUGAGCACUGUCCCCUACAGUGUACCCGGUACCUGGGCUGUGGACAAAUAAAACGAAGCUCAAAAGACAUACACUUUAAAGAAAUUACUACCCACACAGUUAGCUACUUAUUACUACAUAAUUUAUUGAUUACUAUAAAACAAAACACUAAUUCAUCAUUUGCUUCUGUUCACGGAUUCUUGACCAAUUCUUCAUUUCACCAUCCACAAUGUAUGCUGCACCU
Messenger RNA from Alexandromys fortis (reed vole), 4306 nucleotides. It is a transcript of the gene Mcmdc2, whose product is annotated as minichromosome maintenance domain containing 2. Gene Ontology annotation, biological process: double-strand break repair via break-induced replication. Bases 1017 to 3125 code for a protein of 702 amino acids. The transcript is spliced from 15 exons. Gene Ontology annotation, molecular function: DNA binding; single-stranded DNA helicase activity; ATP binding. The record is from RefSeq and is a predicted model, not a curated record. Lineage: Eukaryota; Metazoa; Chordata; Mammalia; Rodentia; Cricetidae.